AUGGAGCCUGUUGUGUUUGACCAGUCGCCGCUCGCAGAGUAUCUUCGUGACGAAGGCGAAGAGGAGCAGGCAGGAUGGGCGCACGACGAUCCGACCUACGAUGUGUCGCCUCCUUCGAGCCCUGAGUUCGCGCCGACAGGUCGGCCGAUGGUUAGGUCGAGAUUCCGCAAUAAUCCCCUCAGAGUCGACAUACCUACCAAAGCGGCCUCCGACAAGUCUUACAGACUCAGCUAUUCGACCGCGGUAGCAUCCAGGAUUGACCGAGCCGACAACUCCAAAUUCCUCGAGCAAUUUCGCUAUACUAUUAUCGCAUCCCAGCUAUUGAGUGGGCACUCCAUAUUAUCCCAGAACCAUGCAUCAUCCCGGUCCGCCAAUAUGGCCAUUGACGGAAACCCGGCCGACAAGUUGCUGGACUCAACGAGCGCGGUCGUCGUCGUUCUAGGGGCAUUGGCUCUCGUCGUCUCGAUCAACUGGCUUGCAGGAACAGGGCCAUUGAACAAACGGCGCACUUUCGUCAUUCUGUUGGUUUUUGUGAUCGCUGCAGGGAUCGCCCAUGUGUUUAUGCGUAGACAAUGGCUGAGGUACAGACGGCUCCAAGCACUGUCAGAGGUCACUGCAUUUGUUUCAAACUCUCAGGAAUUCGACAGCGCGACUGGCGCAGCGAUUGCUCUGGUGCAAGAGGUGGAACUUGUUUCCAGAGGUUACCGUCUGAGUGCGCCUCUUCCGCCCAUCAGCCGCAUAGAGGAUCGCUCACAGACUCGCAAGUGCGUGCGGCUCCGCAGGGCUCUGAGGGCGUGCUUCGCGGAUGUCAUUCCCGCAUACGAUCAGACCGUGGCGGUAGUGAAGGGGUUCUCGGAACAACUCGACCUCGAGAAGUACUACGACAUUUACGAUAUCAGCGAUUUCGACAUGUCCGAUGCCCAGCAAGGCUUCAAGGAGGAUGAGCUUGAGGACACCGAGUCUUUGAGGACGCUCAAGAUCCUCGCCGCACGGUUUCACACCAUCCGGAAGAUGUUCUUGUGUGCAUUGUUGGCCCUGGACGCGAGCGGUGAGAGCGACGACCUCUUGAAAUGGACUACCACAGUAGAAGCGGUGCGCACUCUCAAUACGGUCACCCAGAGGGCAUUCGACAACCUGAAAAGACUUCUGAGCGAUGAGGAGUCAUUCCCACCACCGCCAACUCCAAAGAUGCCAUUAACACCUGGUCGUGAGAGAUGGAGAUCACAAUUACGGAAACUGAACUCUUUGUCCAGCGGUAUUCGCGGUUUACAGGCUAAAUUGACGCUGUUAAGGGAGGAGUCUGACAGAAGCCUCAAUGAGUCUGACGACAUUUCCGAGCUCGGAUCCAACCUCAUGUCACAGUAUGAGUCCAUAGGGGCUGACCUGAAGAUACUGAUGCAGGCCUGGGAGGAAGGCAAAGCGGCACUCGCUCUGGGUAUCGACCGGAACGAAAAGCGACUUUGUUCCAUGAGCACACUGCUGUCUCCGACCAGCUCUCUCAGUGGGCUCACGACAGUUGAUGAAGGAGGCGGAGCAGCCGAAGCCCUCAAAGCUUUGAACGGAGAGUCCCCCUCAAGCUUAGACUUUAGCAGCACAGGAGAGCCCGACACGGAGGAGAUAUUUGAGGCGGUCGCUAAGCCGUUCCGGCCCCGCAGCUUAUUGACGAGAGACGAGCGCAUCGUCAAGAUGAGAGAAGACCGGGAGAAACGAGAGAUCGCCAAAGAAAAGGCGGAUGCCAACAGAGGCAUGCUCAAGGAACUUGAGAUGGUCAUCAACCUCCGGCCCCGCCCACGAACCGGGACGAAUCCAUCACGCAUUGUUUCGAUGUGA
Messenger RNA from Colletotrichum tamarilloi, 1830 nucleotides. RefSeq lists its product as uncharacterized. Gene Ontology annotation, biological process: cell-cell adhesion. The record is from RefSeq and is a predicted model, not a curated record. Gene Ontology annotation, cellular component: plasma membrane. NCBI's taxonomy places the organism in Eukaryota, Fungi, Ascomycota, Sordariomycetes, Glomerellales, Glomerellaceae. The transcript is spliced from 5 exons. Gene Ontology annotation, molecular function: myosin binding. The coding region runs from base 1 to 1830 and encodes 609 amino acids.